CAGUAAACACAAUGAACUUACUUUGAGAUUUGUUAAACAGACUGCUAAAAAGUUUCUUUGUAUUUUGAUAAAAAAAAUGACAUGAACUAUCAAUAAUUUCAACAAUUUUAAGUUGUUGAUGUAGUGUAAUAUAUUUUUUAGUGCUAGUUUUCUUUUGUGGGUUGUCUAUUUUCUAUGAUGUCUGUUUCUGCUUCAACUAGGGUUUUUAAGAGGAGUUGUCCUUCGACACGCAUCAAGCAUUACACCAAAACAGCUUUACAAGCGACUGCUUCGCGACUGUGAGAAACUGCCUAAAGAAGCUCAAAAACACUACAAAAAUGCUGUGAAACAGAGCUUCUUACAACAUGUUGAGGAACCUGACCAACAAAGGGUUCAAGACAUCAUUGAAAAAUCUUUGAGGGAUGCUGAAUGGAUUUUGUCAAAGUAUUCUUCAAAGAAGGCAUAAUUUUGCUGAUUAGUUAUAUACAGUAUUUGGUCUGAAAAAUUGUAUGUUGUAGUAAUGGAGGCCACCAAAGUAAAAGCCUGGAAAGUAAUAGAAACUGUUUCAGAGGAUGUAUCUAAAGACCAGUUUCUGAAGGCUGUUGACAUUUGGUGUAACAACCCAAGAUCUGUCAAUCAAAGAGUUCAUAGCUCUAUAACUUUGUUGAAUAGAAAGCUGCAAGAUAGCUAUACAUUGGAUAAUUUUAUUUUCAAUACUCUAAAUUAUGCAAAGGAUGUCUCAAAAUUUACCUCAGAUGAGUUUCAUAUUUUGUUGGAAGAGCUGGGAUUGACUGGUGUUUGUAGUGAGAGUAGUUUUUCAAUUGAUGUAACUUUAAAGAAGCUCUUGCCAAAGAGUAGCAAACAUUUUGGAGUUUCAUUUGAAUUGGUUAUAAUAGAUCACGGUGCUGGCUGGGCGCUCUUCAUUGGUCUUCCUGUGGUUCAAGGAGUGUCCCUUGUACCAAAAUUUCCAUACAGAUUACAUUAUGAUAGUGCAAACAUUAACUUGGAAUUACUUCAUGACCAAGACAUUUCAGACCCAAGUGUGCUGUGGCUUAAAUCUCAUUUACUACCACAACUGCAAAAAUGGGCCUCUUCUCAUAGAGACCAUAAUGAUGAUUCUGAUAAUUCUGAUGUUGUUCUUCCUGUCAAAUCCCAUGGGUUGAUCUCUGCAGAAAAAUAUGUUGAACUUUAUCAAACUUUGAAGGCAAAAUAUGGACAACAGAUGGUAAAGAUUUGGCCAGAGUGCACAGAUCCUACUAAAUAUGUCUACGAAGAUGUAGCAAUAGCAUCAUAUAUUCUCCUUCUGUGGGGGGAGCAAAAACCUGUAUCAUAUGUUGAAUUGGGAUGUGGAAAUGGUCUACUUGUACAUAUACUCAACAGUGAAGGGCAUAAAGGAGUAGGCAUUGAUUUACGCAGUCGGAAAAUAUGGAAGAUCUAUCCAGAAAGUACAAAACUUGAAGUUCGAUCGAUCACACCCUCGGACAACUCUCUCUUCCCUGAUGCUGAGUGGUUGAUAGGGAAUCAUUCUGAUGAACUUACCCCAUGGCUCCCAGUUAUUGCCGCUCGUAGUUCCCAAACUUGUAAAUACUUUCUCCUGCCUUGCUGUCCUUACGACUUUGAUGGUCUCAAAUAUAGACGUAAGAAUUCUCAUGUAAGCCAGUAUGCAGACUUCCUAAUGUAUGUUAAGCAAAUUUCAGAAAAGUGUGGUUUCAAAACUGACAUUGAUAGAAUGCGCAUUCCCUCAACUAAGAGGAUUUGCCUGGUAGGAAGAGAUCGAACAUACAAUCUACAAGAAUGGACUUCCAUAAACUCAGGUAUCAAUCAAAUAAUUGAAGAUGGGUGCAGGAGGAAAACAGAGCCAGAAGAAAACAGAUCAAAUGAUGGUAGCAAUAAUGAUAAUGAGUGGGUGGCAGACUUCAAGCCUCGUGAAGCUAUUGAAAAAGUUAGAAACUGUACUCAACUUGAUCAAACUUUAAUCAAUGAGAUUGUUACACUGACUGCUAAACAUCUACUUGUAAAACGUCGAAUGCAGUCCCACCCUACAAAUCCUAGCAGAAUAUGGAAUGCAGGUGGUGUUGCUGGUUUAGGUGAUAUUAUUCCACUUAUAGGAGCAGAGAGACUGAAGAAGUUGAAAAGUGAAUGUGGUGGUUUGCAAACCUUACUGAAAAAUCAUCACCAGAUCUUCUUGGUUGAAAAGGGAAAAGUUCAGUUUCGUCCUCCAAUUCUUCUUUCAGAUAUAACCAACAAAAGUAAAAUCAAGGUAAAAUCAAAACCUUGUUGGUUUUUUGAAAAUCAUCCUGAUGGCUGUUUGUUAGAUGAAUCAGAAUGUGCAUUUAAGCAUGAGUAAAAUUAUUGUAAAUAUGAAAAAACUCAAAUCUAUGUAAAAUAACAACUUCAUAACAGUAAUUAAAGGCUUCCUUGAAAGUAGAUAAAAAAAUAAAGCAAUAUGACAAUUAUAA
Messenger RNA from Frankliniella occidentalis (western flower thrips), 2438 nucleotides. Its product is annotated as probable tRNA (uracil-O(2)-)-methyltransferase. The transcript is spliced from 7 exons. Lineage: Eukaryota; Metazoa; Arthropoda; Insecta; Thysanoptera; Thripidae. Gene Ontology annotation, biological process: tRNA methylation. Bases 500 to 2326 code for a protein of 608 amino acids. The record is from RefSeq and is a predicted model, not a curated record. Gene Ontology annotation, molecular function: metal ion binding; tRNA (uridine) methyltransferase activity.